This is a messenger RNA of Diospyros lotus (date-plum), 1376 nucleotides long. Its product is annotated as probable WRKY transcription factor 48. The transcript has 3 exons. Bases 187 to 1134 code for a protein of 315 amino acids. Gene Ontology annotation, molecular function: sequence-specific DNA binding; DNA-binding transcription factor activity. Lineage: Eukaryota; Viridiplantae; Streptophyta; Magnoliopsida; Ericales; Ebenaceae. Gene Ontology annotation, biological process: regulation of DNA-templated transcription. The record is from RefSeq and is a predicted model, not a curated record.
UCCCUACCACACCCCCCCAACCGCCAGCUGCCGGUCACCCUCCGCCCCAGCCAACCUGUUCUCCAAAAACGCCCAUACCCCCCUCCCUCUCUUCACACUUUAAAAUCCAAAAACCUAAAACACUCUCUCUCUCUCUCUCUCUGCAGCUUGAAAUGAACAAUCUGAUGAGCUCGUGAGCAGCAAUCUAUGGAGAAGGAGGAGGAGCUGAAGAGGGAAAAUUCGAUGGCGAAUUCGGGGUUUUCAGACCAGAUUCCGACGAGCUUCGCUCUGUCGGGGAGCAUCUUUGACAUGCCAUGUGACGGAGAAAAGAGUUCCUUAGGCUUCAUUGACAUGUUGGGAAUCCAAGAUUACAGUCCCUCUUUAUUCGAUCUGCUCCAGCCAACGCCGGUAAUAAUGCCUCCGCAGCCGCUUCCAUCGCCGGCUUCCACCGUCCCCGAGUCCACGUCCGAAGUCUUGAACACUCCAGCGACCCCGAAUUCUUCCUCGAUCUCUUCGUCCUCGACCGAAGCCGUAAACGACGAUCAGACCAAAACGACUGCGGUGCAGGAAGAAGAAGAGCACGAUCAAGAUAAAACUAAAAAACAGUUGAAGCCCAAAAAGAAGAACCCGAAAAGGCAAAGAGAGCCGAGAUUUGCGUUCAUGACAAAGAGCGAGAUUGAUCACUUGGAUGAUGGGUAUAGAUGGAGGAAGUACGGCCAGAAAGCCGUGAAGAACAGCCCUUUUCCAAGAAGCUACUACCGUUGCACCACUGCCGAUUGUGGGGUGAAGAAGCGGGUGGAGAGAUCAAACGACGAUCCAUCGAUCGUCGUCACGACCUACGAAGGCACUCACAUCCAUCCAUGCCCGGUGACGCCUAGGGGAAGCAUCGGAAUCUUGCCGGAAGCAGCCGGUUUUGGCGGUGGCGGCGCUUCCUCUUUCGCCAUUCCACAGCCUCACUACCAGCAACAGCAACAGCCCUAUUUUCACAACCCGACUCCUUCUUUGAGCUUCGCCACCACCACUACUAACUCCCGAUACGCAAACUUUCUUCAAGAGAGAAGAUUUUGCCCCUCGCCGUCUUCUUUGCUCAGAGAUCACGGGCUUCUUCAGGACAUAGUGCCUUCAAUGGCGCAAAAGGAGCCCAAAGAGGAGUAGGAGGAAGCUGUACGUGGUGGUUUGUAAUUGAAUUGAUGGGAAUCUCUUUACUGACUGAUCUUGAGGUUGAGGGUUAUGAUCUUUAGAUGAGAACCCCACUUCUCUGAUUAUCCUUGUAAAAUGCAGGCCCUUUAGCUAUAUAUGGAAGACUAGCUAGUUUCCUAAUUUACUUGCCUUCUUUCUUCUGUUAUUCAUUGUACUUAGAGAUCUCUUUAUGACUAUGGGGGUUUUGGAUUUUGUGA